This is a messenger RNA of Colossoma macropomum (tambaqui), 1210 nucleotides long. Its product is annotated as polymeric immunoglobulin receptor-like. The transcript has 6 exons. Bases 69 to 1094 code for a protein of 341 amino acids. NCBI's taxonomy places the organism in Eukaryota, Metazoa, Chordata, Actinopteri, Characiformes, Serrasalmidae. The record is from RefSeq and is a predicted model, not a curated record.
CAAAAACAGAGAUGAGGAUCUAAAGACAUGAACAUCUAAUACGCUUUUGAUGUGGAGCCGGAGGUAAUAUGGAUAAAACUGGAAUGACUAGGAAGAUCCUCCUCAUCUUCACCCUCUUCCUGAUUUCAGUAGGUGGAGGAGAAUCAGAGAGAGUGACAGGAUAUUCAGGAGGAGGAAUCCUCAUCAAGUGUAGAUAUAAUACAACCUACACAUCAAACACAAAGUAUUUCUGUAAGAGUUUAUGGCCAAACUGUACUGACCAAAUCAAGAAAGGAGUUAAAAAUGAGUGGAUAAAAUCAGGAGGAUUCUCUCUGUUUAAGACAGGAGAUAAAAAUGAGUGGAUACAUUCAGGAAGAUCCUCACUGUUUGAUAACACCAGUGCUGCAGUGUUCCAGGUGAUGAUCAGUAAUCUCACUGUAGAGGAUUCUGGAACGUACCAGUGUGGAGUUCAUAUAGAUUUCAAGAAUGACAUCUACACUCCAGUGGAACUGAAGGUAGAGGAAGAUCAAGACUGUGAAAAGAGCAUCAGUGUGUCUGGUCAUGUAAGAAGAAGUGUCAACAUCAGCUGCAAAUACCCACAAUCCCACAGCAGUGACCCCAAAUUUCUCUGUAGCAAAGUGCGCAGUGCUGUCUGUAAAUAUAAAACAUCUGUUAAAGAGAGCAGAAGAUGGAUAAAUGAGGGAAAACUGUAUCUACAUGAUGAUGGAAAGCAGAUCUUCACUGUGAUCAUCAACAGUCUGACUGAGGGAGACUCUGGUGAAUACUGGUGUGGAGCUGAAUCAGACUGGACAUCUGACCAUGGAUACAAGGUUUAUAUCACACAGAUCAACCUCAGAGUUACUGGGAGUCUGCAGUCUGGAAAAGAACAACCAGCAACAACAUCAUCCUCAACAUCACCAUCAAGCUCAACUCCACAGAGCACAGAAACAGCCUCCUCUACAUCUACAAUGAAUUCAUUAUUCAAGAUUUCAACAGGUCCAGAUGUUCUAUCACUAUCAUCAACACACAUCAGUUCACCAACCACAAAACCAACCACAUCCUCAACGUCUAAACCCUCAUCCUCUCCACUCUCUGCAACAGGUAUGUACAAAUAAAGAACUUCUGCUCUUCCAUUGUUAGUUUGAUCACUUUUAAAUGAUCAGAUUAUUGUUUGUAUCUGAUUCUCUAAUUUAGAUUCUCCAUCUCCAGCAUUUCCAGUUUCCUCUGUGGU